AUGGGGAAUAGCGCGAGCGUCAAAAAAGGAUCAUCGUCCUCGACGGGCGGAGCGCAGAGGAAAACCAGUCUAGGUCCGGCCGGCAUAUUAGCGCGUGGCCCGCCGCCUGACGCAGUCAAGUCCAGUCCCGUGUCCAGCUCCACCACUGCCAAUAGGUCUUGUGCCGCCGGUAAAGACCGUGGAUCCUCGCAACGUACUGCAGCACCAGGCACACGAGGCCAGGAAGUAAGCGACCACGAAGCUGACACCAGGAGUCACGCGCCUGCUGGCGAACAUGACCUGGCGCAGGAGGGUGCGAUGCUAUUCCUCAGUUUCGACCGAUUUGGCCUAUCGGAUCCUGAAACAAUGGAGCCGUUAUUGGACGUGCGAGAUCUGAUUGCCUACCUCUCCCGGCAAGGUCUCCUGGUGCACUUGGACAUGCGGUUACACCCCAUUUUCACCUACCUUGUGGAGGAGAGGAAGCUGUCUGUUGAAUGGCUCUGGAAAUUUUGCGACAAGUGCGCAGACGAUCCCGACUACCCUUCAGCGGAUGUGCUGUUGGCCUCCGCCGCAGACGCGGUUGUUUACGGAGGUUUGGUCGAGCCCUCGUCUGGAACUACUGCUGCAGACAGGUCAUCUGGCAAACAGGGCGGAGGGUACUUGUUCGGAGUGAACCGGCAGAAAGGCUACGUGAGCGGAGCACUCAGCAGCGUUGUGAAAAGCGGUGCGAACAUGAUUCGAGGCGCGACAGGAACAGGUACUACUUCAUUUUCAUCUUCUAGCAGUGGCGCAGAUACUACUAAAUCUAGCGCUUCGAGUAGUUGCAGCACAGCCGCUUCACAGCGUGGCGGUGGUGGUUCAUCUUCUUCUUCCUCUGAGGAGUCGCCCGGAGGGCAUCUUUUAGUACUGGAAGAGAGAUACGUUGCCGAGAGGCAAUUGUAUCUGACGCAAGCUGAUUUCACUGAGAUGGUCUCGCCUUGUGUCGCGUUUGUGCGCUUUGCGUUGCGUGGACAGCACACGAUCAAAAGGUUUGCGGAAGUGCGGCGCAUCGUGCGUGACGUUUACCAGGUCGUGCGUACGAAUCACGGCGGUCAAAACGCGAGUUACAUUCCGCAGUUGGCGGAAGACGCGGUGCCUUGGGACCAAUUUGCGAUUUCGAUUACUUCCACCGACGGGCAGCAUUUUAGCGUAGGGGACCACGGAAACUCUUUUGCAAUCCAAAGUUGUUCGAAGCCGAUCAGCUUCCUGUGCGCCUUGCGGCAGUUCGGUACGCGCUACUGCUCCGACCAUGUAGGCGUCGAGGCCAGUGGACGGCCCUUCAACGAAGUCUGUUUGAAAAAAAAGAAGCGGGUGCGGACCGGGGAGCAAUGCGAGAUCCCACACAAUCCCUGCAUCAACGCUGGCGCGAUUUGCACGAUGUCAAUGGUCUUUCCGGAACAACAAGAGCAGGAUCGAGUCGCGAAGCUGGUCAAGGUCUGGCGCUCGCUCUCACGCGGCCUGCAGCCAGGCAAAGAGUACUUGAUCGCUCGCGGAGCGUCGCUACUCGCUGCGCAGGCACGCGCGGAGCAGAAUCGCUUACAACAACAGAACCGGGUCGUGAACCAGCCCGGCCGUGCUAUGUUGGAAAACCGCGGAGGACAAAAAGGUCAGAAUGCAGGAACAACAGCAAACACUUCGUCUGGGGAAGUCACAGCGCCCGCGACCCCAAAAGAUUUUCAACGGAGUUGGACUAGGCAGGAGGCGGACUGGAUGGAGAUUCUAGAACAAGACGUAAGCCCUGCUCGAUCGAGUAGUGCAGCAGCGAAAGUUAAUAAAUCUAUCGCGUCCUCCGCGAGUGGUGACGAUGAGAAUAACUCGAGCUUUGCGAGCCCGGCGCCCAAGAACAAGACAAGCGCCGGUGGCGUCACUUCUUCUACAACUCCAAAUGAACUCACAAGCAUGACUAUUUCUGCAGUUUCGCCCGAAGCACGGAAGGGGAUGUCCAACGAGCGCGCUCGGUGGCUGUCUGCGGGUAAAGCCGCUCUGCAAGCUGUGGUCGAGGAGGAGGCCAAGGAGAUGGGGCCGCCGCUACACGUGACGGUAACCGAUCAUAAGGAUGACAUAGAAGACGACGUCGAAGAGAAUUCCGAAGAGACGUUGCGCAGGGACGAAGAAGAACGCGCGGCGAUGGAGUUACACGUGAAACGUUGCCAGAACAGCGCAGCAAUACGGAGGAUCGACGUUGCGGCUGCAGUCGGCGAGAGAGGUGGAGCAGGAAGUUAUCCAAAAAAUAUAGAUUCUUGUAAAGUUCUGAAAAAUGGGAGCAAGACAGCCGCAGAAGAUGAAAAAAGUUUCUCAGCCGCUGGUACAGCGGAGGUGAAGCCUAAGCGCCACUCCAUCGUUUCCACGUCAUCUGAUGCUGCUAGUGUAGGAAACCUUUACAGUCCCAGUCCUCUAGGCAUCAAUCCGAGGACCGGCGAGUACGGCGUCAAGGUCGCGGCGGACAUUUUCGUUAACAGGGCGAUGUACGAGUCCGAGUCUCUGACUGCCAACGGGAACUGGUGCUUGGCCCAUCUGAUGGUGUCCAAGAACAGCUUCCCGCCCUGUUUUCACGAGAAGGGGUUGGUUCUGCAGGAAGAGAACCUCCAACACCGCGAGGGAGUCUUCAUGGAUGCUUUGCGUGGCCUUACCAGUGGUAAGUGCAAGAACGAGCUCAAGGGCAUUCUGAACGGGCCGUCCGACGGCUUAGGGGAACUACAACGGCAAAAUACUAACAAAGCGAGCAAGCCUCCAUCAAAUAGUAGAUCGAUCGGCUUCAAAGGCGUCUCGAGCAUGAGCAAGUAUAUGACGAAUGGCGGAGGCCGUAAAAAUAGCCACAAGACUGCGCCGGAAACGGAAUUAGAACCUGUUCUAGCUGACCGACAGACAUCCGGAGUAUCUUUGUCCAGCGAAGAUGGUGGUUCGGAGAGUGCCACCGCGAGGAAGGAAAACAUGCUCCUGCUCGCACCAGUGAGCAGUACCGAACUUGCUCUGAAAGAAACGCUAGAAACUUACUUUCAGGCGUGCUCCAUCAUGUCCAACAACCGGCUGAUGUCUACCAUGGCUGCCACUUUGUCCAACUGCGGUCGCAACCCUAUCACGGGGACGGCCUGCUUUGGGCGUCGAGAGAUCACGCAGUUACUGCCGAUAAUUCUGACGGCGGGAAUGUACGACUACAGCGGUCAGUGGGCAUUCGACGUGGGCGUGCCAGCAAAGUCCGGUGUUGGCGGCUGCGUGUUCAUGGUGAUUCCAGGCGUGUGCGGUAUUUCCGUGUUUUCUCCGCGUUUAGACGAAAACGGGAACUCGGUACGCGGCGUAGACGCCUGCACGCGCCUCGCCAAGUUGUUGUCGUUGAACACGUUGAGUCUUCCUCAGACGACUGAAGCCAUAUUUGGCAAUUUCAAAGCGUCCCUUCAAGAAGAGGAAGGACACGACGAGGUGGGAGCGAUGUUCGACAGUCCAACCUCGGCUAGGAGCGAGGGCGAGGACCAGGACCCCUUUUAAGACCUCUCAUCUCGAUUACUUGAUGUUGAUCUAGUUGGUUCCAGAUCCAGUAUUUCUACUUCAUCAUGACUACUUAAUCGCUGUCGUAGGUAGCUGGAGGGAUCUCAAUUUAUUCGGAUCAUGGUGAAAGUACUGUAACAAACAGUUCUAAUAUAUAUACAUAUUUAUAGCCCAUAAUCAACAAGACGGGUGCUAUCCUCUCGUCUUUCAUCUUCUAAUCAUUUUCGUUGCGGGAAAUGAAUAUUCGGCACGGUCGCGAUCCCUUCUACGAACAGAUGGCGCUCAUCCUACACGCGGCUAUGCUUGGCGAUCUGCAGCUGCUGACCAAAUUCUACAAGAGUGGCGUGGACUUCUCAGUCGGUGACUACGACGACCGUACGCCGCUGCACGUAGCCGUAGCAGAAGGGCACGUAAGUGUAGUCCAGUUUCUGCUGUUCACAGUUACGGUCGAAGAGGCGGAGAAGCUGGAUCGCUGGGGUCAGACAGCCGCGGAUGGGCUCCACCACGCCCCCGUCGCUGCGGCGCGCAAGUUACGGCGAGUGCUAGCAAACAAGGGUCUGCACGUCAAGAGCAGCGGAGAACAACGCGGCGAAGGCGAGGUAGGAGGUGUGUUUCUGCAUCCCCAGAAAGGCAAGGAGUCUGCAGUGUCCACUCAGUCUCAGAUGAGUUUUUCGGCGCUACAGGAAGCCGCGCUCUUAGCAGAAGCCCAAGAAUACGGCGAUUUGCCGGCCCUGAACAGGGGCGCUGAGGAUACCGCAUCGCAGAUGGUCGGGCAUCCGUCCCUCACAGACGAGGAAAUUCCGAUUUUGUGGUCGGCGAAUCGGGAUUCCAUCGAGGCCCUUGACGACCUGCGCCAGUUCUGUACGCGGCACGGCGGCGAGAAGCUCACUCUCGGAGCGGACUACGACUGCCGCACCUGUCUGCACCUCGCGGUGUGUGGUGCGUGUUUGGGCAACGUGCGCUAUCUACUCACGCAAGCCAGGCACGCGAGUACGAUGCACGAAAUGCUGACGUAUCGUGAUCGCAUGGGUGGAAGCGUUUUCACAGAUCUUCUGCGCGAGAGCGCCAAGCCGCAAGAGCAGCUUCCAGAAAAACAAGCAGUCUGGGAGCUCAUAAAAAUGGAGCUCGAGACUGCUGCCGGUGCUUGUUAG
This is a messenger RNA of Amoebophrya sp. A25, 4652 nucleotides long. NCBI's taxonomy places the organism in Eukaryota, Dinophyceae, Syndiniales, Amoebophryaceae. The record is from the annotation of a GenBank genome assembly.